AUGGCUUUGAAGGAUCAAAAGGCAGCAUUGCGAAAGAGACUGAUGGUGAAAGCGGCCAAUAUCACGGAGCAUGUGCUGCGUUUGCCAGCUUAUCAGAAUGCAAAGGCCGUGGCCAUCUUCCUGUCAAUGCCUGGUAGAGAGGCUUCAACUCGAGAUAUCGUCUUGAAUGCCCUCGACAGCGGGAAGGCGGUCUUCGUACCUUACCUACACGCAGGGGAAACUCCAAAAUCAAAGGUAAUGGACAUGCUGCAGUUACAGGACAAGGACGAUUUUCACUCGUUAUGCCCUGAUGCUUGGGGCAUCCCGUCGCUGUCAAAGGACUCGGUCGAGAGGAGGAGGAAUGCUCUUGGUGGAAUUGGGAUCUCGAACCACAAUUCGGGCUACCAACAAGAUCCUCCAAGUCUGGAUCUAAUGUUCAUGCCUGCCGUAGCUUUCGAUCAGUCUCACCGUCGCCUUGGUCAUGGCAAAGGCUUCUACGACCGCUAUCUUUCCAAAUAUAAAGACACUCUCAGCGGAAGCCAAAGUGGACGACCAAUGCCGCUCUUGGUCGGGAUUGCCCUUCGCGAACAGAUUCUGCCGCCUGGCGAGACGAUUCCUGCGGACGAACAUGACUGGACAGUCGAUCAAAUAGUGGUUGCUGAUACCGAGUGA
Fonsecaea monophora is the source of this 651-nucleotide messenger RNA. RefSeq lists its product as hypothetical. The record is from RefSeq and is a predicted model, not a curated record. Lineage: Eukaryota; Fungi; Ascomycota; Eurotiomycetes; Chaetothyriales; Herpotrichiellaceae. Gene Ontology annotation, cellular component: mitochondrion. Gene Ontology annotation, biological process: tetrahydrofolate interconversion; folic acid-containing compound biosynthetic process. The coding region runs from base 1 to 651 and encodes 216 amino acids. The transcript is spliced from 3 exons. Gene Ontology annotation, molecular function: 5-formyltetrahydrofolate cyclo-ligase activity.